Molecule: messenger RNA, 2216 nt
Organism: Fundulus heteroclitus (mummichog)
Lineage: Eukaryota; Metazoa; Chordata; Actinopteri; Cyprinodontiformes; Fundulidae
Product: proto-oncogene vav
Biological process (GO): intracellular signal transduction; regulation of GTPase activity; cell migration
Cellular component (GO): cytoplasm
Molecular function (GO): guanyl-nucleotide exchange factor activity; protein binding
Source: RefSeq, a predicted model, not a curated record
AUGGAGCUGUGGCGGCAGUGUGCGAUCUUAAUAGAGUGUCGAGUUCUUCCUGAGAACCACCGGGUCACAUGGGAUGGCGCCCAGGUGUGUGACCUGGCCCAGGCUCUCAGAGAUGGUGUGUUGCUCUGCCAGCUGCUCAACAACCUGCUGCCUCAGGCCGACCUGAAAGAAAUCAACCUGCGGCCACAGAUGUCCCAGUUUCUGUGCCUGAAAAAUAUCCGGACCUUCCUGGUUGUCUGUCAAGAGAAGUUUCUAAAGAAGAAUGACCUGUUUGAAGCCUUUGAACUGUUCGACGUACGGGACUUUGGAAAGAUAAACUACAAGGAAAGGCUCCUACUGUACGGCCAUUACUGCAGCCAGGUGGAAGCAGCGACGAAGCACCUCGACAAGGUGUCCACCAUGAGAGAGGACGUCAGGAUGAAACUGGAGGAGUGUUCAAAGAGAGCAAACAGUGGCCGUUUUUCCCUCAGAGAUUUACUCAUGGUUCCAAUGCAGAGAGUCCUUAAGUAUCACCUGCUGUUACAGGAGCUGCUGAAACACACCAACGACCCCACAGACAAGGACAAUCUCCGAGCAGGUCUUGAUGCAAUGAGAGACUUAGCUCAGUGUGUGAAUGAAGUCAAACGAGACAAUGAAGUCAUCAAACAAAUCACCAGCUUUCAGAUGUCCAUAGAAAACCUGACUCAGUCUCUGGCUCUGUUCGGUCGUCCAAAGAUCGAUGGAGAGCUGAAAAUCUGCAGCUCAGAGAAAAAGUCCAACAGGGACAGGUCUAUAUGCGUUCCUUUCGACAAAGCUGUGAUCGUUUGCAAAAAGAAGGGCGGAGAAACGUUUGAGCUCAAGGACAUCAUUGAACUACAUCACUACCAGAUACGAGAUGAAACCACGGGGGAGAAGGACAACAAGAAGUGGUCCUAUCUGUUCCUCUUGCUGGACUGCUUCGGGAGGAGUGGCUACGAUUUCUUCUUCAAAACCAGAGAACUGAAGAAAAAAUGGCUGGAACAGUUUGAGAUGGCGAUGUCAAACAUGUCUCCUGAGAACUCCACUGCAAAUAACCAUGACUUCCAGAUGCAUUGUUUUGAGGAAACAACCUCCUGCAAAGCCUGUUCAAUGCUGUUAAGAGGGACAUUCUUCCAGGGCUACCAGUGCACCCGUUGUAAAAUGGCGGCACAUAAAGAGUGUUUAGGCAGAGUGCCGGGAUGUGGACGAAACUCUGAUCAUUCUGGCCAUAAUAAGAGACAGGAUAGAGCACAGCGAUCAUCAGGAAGUUCCAAUGCAGCAUGUCCAAAGAUGGAGGUGUGCCAGGAGUAUUAUGGUCUGCCGCCGCCCCCUGUGGGCUUUGGCCAGCCUCUUCAGCUCCUCAAGGGAAACAUUAUCGAGCUGAACCGGGCCGAUGUUGACCUGGCCUGGUGGGAGGGAAGAAAUCUAACCACGGGUCAAGUGGGAUGGUUCCCCUGCCAAAAGGUUCAGCCUUACAUCUCUAGGCCAACCCCAGACCUGUCCGGCUUCCUCUGGUUUGCAGGGAACAUGGAUCGCACCGCCGCCAAAAACCUGUUAAUAUCGCGGUCUGACGGAACUUUCCUCGUCAGGCAAAAGGAUGGAGGAGAGUUUGCAAUCAGCAUCAAGUUCAACAUGGACAUCCGACACAUCAAGAUCACCUCCUUUGAGGGCCUCUACCGCAUCAACGACAAGAAGGCAUUUAGAAGUUUAAUCGAAAUGAUAGAGUUUUACCAGAAGAAUUCUCUCAAAGAGUACUUCAAGGACGUGGACACGACGCUGCGCAUCCCUUAUAAACAGCCAGAGCAAAGCAACUCGUCCAACAACACAACCAACACAGCACGAGGGGGCAGCGUAAAGAGCUUCGGCUUAGCCAGGGCCAGAUAUGACUUCUCAGCCAGGGACCGCACUGAGCUGUCCCUGCGAGAGGGGGAUACCAUCAAGAUCCUCUCCAAGAAGGGCCACAGCGGCUGGUGGAAGGGGGAAGUCUACGGCCGGGUGGGGUUAUUUCCGUCCAACUAUGUGGAGGAGGAUUACUCUGAUUACUGCUGACUUCCACCCGCGUGAGACGUGUCAACCCAAUCUGAAUGUGAAAGGGUACCUGUGAGCGACUGCAUUAAGUCAUAUGCAUGAGUGUGAUGGUGUGUCUGUGUGUGAAAGGAAAUGUGGUUCUGCUGCUGGGUGUCUAGUGAUGUGAAUAAAACUUUUUGUUCAGCCAGCCA